CAACAACAACAACAACAAUUGAGCGGUUAUUUGUUCUUUUGCUUUCCUUUUCUCUCCUCGUGCAUGAAUUAAGCAUUAUAUAUAAUCAUUGCUCGAACGUUUCAUCAUGCAAUCAUCCUCCCUCAGGCGGUCCCUUGCGCUGCUCCAGCGUGCUUCGGUUCGGUCAUGUAUCACCGCGGGCUCCGGACGUCGGGCUAUCCAGACAGUCAGCUCCCAAGCGAACAUCCCCGAUUUUGCCUUCGCAUUCGAUAUUGAUGGAGUCCUCCUACGAUCUUCCAAGCCUAUCCCCGGAGCCGCUGAGUCAUUAGCCUUGUUGAAGGAGCAGAACAUCCCUUUCCUCCUCCUAACCAACGGCGGCGGAAAGCAUGAGACAGAGCGAGUGGCCGAGAUUAGCGAGAAACUCAACGUUCCGUUGGAUGCAGAAUUGAUCGUCCAGAGUCAUUCGCCCUUCGCGGAGCUGGUGCACGGUACGGAGGGCCCUGGCCCCCUGGAGAACAAGUGCGUCAUGGUGGUUGGAGGAGAGGGCGAUCGUUGUCGCCAGGUGGCACACCAGUAUGGAUUCAAGAACGUGGUGACUCCUGGUGACAUUUAUGCGGCAAACCCAUCCAUCUGGCCGUUUAGGUCAUUCAAGGACUAUUAUGAGAAGAUAGCGAAACCAUUGCCAAACCCGAAAGACCCCAGUGACCCUUCGAGAGGGCUGAAGAUCGAUGCAAUUUUCGUAUUCAAUGACCCGCGGGACUGGGCAUUGGACGCUCAAAUCAUCACCGAUGUCUUGCUCUCCUCUCAGGGUGUCAUUGGAACGCUUUCCGACAAGAACGGUCGCACUGACCUCCCGAACCGGGGCUUCCUGCAGGACGGUCAGCCUCAUCUUUACUUCUCGAACCCUGACCUCUGGUGGGCUGCGAGUUACCAUCUGCCUCGUCUCGGCCAAGGCGGGUUCCGCGAGGCGCUGGAAGGCAUCUGGGCUGCAGUGACCGGAGGUCCUAGCAAGGGCGUGGAGCUUAAGAAGACUAUCAUUGGCAAACCAUACCAAGGAACAUACGAAUUUGCAGAACGCCAACUGUUGCGCAACCGCGAGAGGAUGUUUGGCGCCAAUGUCCAGCCACCCUUGAGAAAUGUCUACAUGAUCGGUGACAACCCGGAGUCGGACAUUGCUGGUGCCAAUAACUACCGCAGUGGGCACGGUAGCAAGUGGCACUCUAUACUCGUGAGAACUGGUGUCUACAGUGGUGGUGAGCCGACAUGGACGCCUAAGACCAUUGUCGACAACGUUCACAAGGCGGUUGAGUGGGGAAUCAAGACCUCUCACAUUGGCAUGAUUCGCACGCCGAUUUCACCCGAGGAGACUCCCGCCGCCGCGGACGCCCCCGCGGAGGGUGCGGAGCCCACCAAGAGCGCCAGCAAGAGCGCCGCAAAGAAGGCCGCAAAGGAGAAGGCGAAGGCCGAGAAGGCCGCCGCGCGCGCUGCCCAGGAGAAGGCCCAGGCUGCCGCCGCCGAAGCCAACGACACCGCCAAGGGCCUGUACGGCAAGCUCCCCGAGUCUGAAGACGUCCUCCCCGCCACGCGAUUGGCCGAGGUUACCGACGAGCACUACGAGAAGGAGAUCACGGUGGUUGCCCGUGUGGAUAAUGCCCGCGUGCAGAGCGCCAAGCUGGCCUUCCUGAUGCUGAGACAGCAGGGUCAGAAGCUGCAGGCCGUCAUCGCGGCUGCCGAGCCCAUCUCGAGACAGAUGAUCAAGUUCACCGGCGGCCUCAACGUCAACUCCAUCGUCCAGGUGACCGGUAUCGUCAAGAAACCCGCCGUCCCCAUCUCCUCCGCUACCCUGAGCAACCACGAGGUGCACAUCCGCAAGGUCUACGUCAUCUCCGAGGCCGCCCAGAUGCUUCCCAUGCAGGUCAAGGAUGCCGAGAGACCGCCCCCGGAGACGACGGAGGAGGGACCCCAGGUCGAUGCGGACGGCGCCCCCAUCGUUACGCUCAAGACUCGCCUUGACAACCGUGUUCUCGAUCUUCAGACCGAAACCAGCCAGGCCAUCACCUGGAUCUCUAGCGGCGUGGCCCAAUUGUUCACCGAGUACAUGAUCAAGAGCGGUUCGCGGUGGAUUUUCACCCCCAAGUUGGUGGGUGCUGCUACUGAGGGUGGUAGCAACGUCUUCGAGGUCAAGUACUUCAAGAGAAACGCAUACCUUGCUCAGAGCCCUCAAUUGUACAAGCAAAUGUGUAUCGCCGGUGAUAUGGAGAGCGUCUUCGAGGUCGCUCCCGUUUUCCGUGCCGAAGACAGCAACACUCACAGACACUUGACCGAGUUCACCGGUCUCGAUUUCGAGAAGACCUUCCGUGGUCAUUACCACGAGGUCUUGGAAUUCGCUGAGAACCUCCUUGUCUUCAUUCUUACCGAGAUCAAGGAGCGCUACAAGGACCAGAUCGCCGUCAUCCAGAAGUCUUACCCCAAGGCGGGUGACUUCAAGCUGCCCAAGGAUGGCAAGGCCCUUCGUCUCAACUACAUGGACGGUGUUGCUCUUUUGAAGGAGGCUGGUGUCGACGUUUCCGAGCAGGAACGCUUUGAGAACGACUUCACCACGGCGAUGGAAAAGCAGCUGGGCCAGAUCAUCCGUGAGAAGUACGACACCGACUUCUAUGUGUUGGACAAGUUCCCCAUGGCUGUGCGUCCCUUCUACACCAAGGCCUGCCCGCAGGACCCCCGUUUCUCUAACUCGUACGACUUCUUCAUGCGUGGUGAGGAGAUCAUGUCUGGUGCUCAGCGUAUCCACGACAUUAAGGAGCUGGAGGAGUCGAUGGUUGCCAAGGGUCUUGACCCCAAGUCGGAGGGCUUCGAGGACUACCUCGCUGCUUUCCGCCAGGGAUGUCCUCCCCACGCCGGUGGCGGUCUGGGUCUGAACCGUAUUGUCAUGUUCUUCCUGGGCCUGCCUAACGUCCGGUUGACUUCGUUGUUCCCUCGUGACCCCCAGCGUCUGCGCCCUUAAGCGGGGAGUUGAGGGGUUGGCAUUAGAUCGAGAUAAAAUCCGGAUAAACAAUAUAAUGGAGUGAUGAGACUAUUC
This is a messenger RNA of Aspergillus homomorphus CBS 101889, 3058 nucleotides long. RefSeq names its product putative aspartyl-tRNA synthetase Dps1 (gene dps1). Gene Ontology annotation, molecular function: aspartate-tRNA ligase activity; RNA binding; ATP binding. The record is from RefSeq and is a predicted model, not a curated record. The coding region runs from base 107 to 2983 and encodes 958 amino acids. Gene Ontology annotation, cellular component: aminoacyl-tRNA synthetase multienzyme complex; cytosol; cytoplasm. Gene Ontology annotation, biological process: aspartyl-tRNA aminoacylation. The transcript is spliced from 5 exons. NCBI's taxonomy places the organism in Eukaryota, Fungi, Ascomycota, Eurotiomycetes, Eurotiales, Aspergillaceae.